AUCGAGUUUCCCCGUUUGUUCUGUGUCUUGACCAGCAGGCAACCCUAUAAUAAAACUUCCAUUCCACCCCCAUUUUUAUUUAUUUAUUUUCAAUUUCAAUUCAUUUCUUCCUCCUUAUUUGCUCCCAUGAUUACACACACUUAAUCGUUCAACUCUCCGAUUAAUUGACUCAUUCAGAUUAUUAUUUCAAUCUGUUACACCUUCUUCCGUAUUAGGUUGCAGGUGAUCAGCUGGACGAAAUACGAAUUUUACUUGCAAUUGUUACGUGAAGAUUGCGGUUUUUGUUGGUACUUAGGGUAUUUUGAUGAUGGCUUCUAGAGCUAUUUUGAGACGCAGGCGGUUUAUUUCUGAUUACCUCCAUGUUUCUGGUCGUUCGGUUCAAGGUCUGAGCCAUGGGGUUGGUACCAGAUACUCAGACUUACGCGAUUCGAGCUCUACUCCGAAUAACACUAUCGACAAAUUGGGCAACACAAAAUAUAUUGAUGCAGACUUAACAAGACGUGAUGACUUUACAAACUUAUCUGCACUGGGACUGUUCAGGACACAGAAGUUCCACACCAUUGCAGGAUAUGGAACAUCAGGAAAUACGUUACCCGUGAGGGUUAAAUUUGUAUCGCAGUCUUCAAGUUUUUCUACAGUGGCCUCAGCGCCUAAGCCAGCUACAGGUAAUGAUGAGGAGGAUAAAGAACCUACUAAGAGGAAGGAAGCGUCUCCGGAGGAAUGUGAUCAAGCUGUUGAAGGUUUGACCACUGCAAAGGCUAAAAUUAAAGCCAAAGCCAAACAGGUUACCGAAUCUCAGAAGCCCGCUAAUUCCAUUUUGAAAAAAACUUGGGCGAUGCUGUUGGGGAUCGGUCCGGCUUUAAGAGCGGUGGCUUCUAUGAGCAGGGAAGACUGGGCUAAGAAACUCGUUCACUGGAAAACUGAAUUUGUUGAUACGAUGAAGCAUUACUGGUUGGGUAUCAAACUUCUUGGCGUUGAUGUGAAAAUUAGUUCUAGAUUGCUUCUUAAGCUUGCUGGUGGGAAGAGUCUUUCUAGGAGAGAAAGACAACAACUGACACGAACCACUGCAGAUAUCUUUCGGCUAGUUCCUGUUGCCGUUUUCAUUAUUGUUCCGUUUAUGGAGUUUUUGCUACCUGUAUUCUUGAAACUGUUCCCCAAUAUGCUGCCUUCUACCUUUCAGGACAAGAUGAAAGAACAGGAAGCAUUAAAAAGGAAGCUAAAUGCAAGAAUAGAAUACGCAAAGUUUCUUCAGGAUACAGUUAAAGAGAUGGCCAAAGAGGUUCAAAAUACUAGGAGUGGUGAAAUCAAGAAAACGGCAGAAGAUCUUGAUGAUUUUUUGAGCAAGGUCAGAACAGGUGGUUCUGUUGCUAACGACGAAAUUUUGGGAUUUGCAAAGUUGUUCAAUGACGAACUUACCCUCGAUAAUAUCAGCAGGCCGCGUUUAGUAAACAUGUGCAAGUAUAUGGGUAUCCAACCUUACGGAACAGACACUUACUUGCGAUACAUGCUGCGCAAAAGAUUACAAUGGAUAAAGAAUGAUGACAGGAUGAUUCAAGCAGAGGGUGGUGUGGAUGCUCUUUCUGAAGAUGAACUUCGUGAAGAUUGUAGAGAGCGAGGCAUGCUUGGGUUACUUUCAGUGGAGGAAAUGCGUCAGCAGCUUCGUGAUUGGUUGGAUUUAUCUCUUAAUCACUCUGUUCCAUCUUCGCUCUUGAUUCUUUCCAGAGCCUUUACUGUGUCUGGAAAGUUGAAGCCUGAGGAAGUUGUAAGAGCCACACUGUCUUCAUUGCCAGAUGAAGUUGUAGACACUGUUGGUGUUACGGCCUUGUCAUCUGAGGAUUCUGUUUCAGAGAGAAGGAGAAAGUUGGAGUUCCUUGAAAUGCAGGAGGAACUCAUCAAGGAGGAGGAAGAAAAAGAGGAAGAAGAGCAAGCUAAGUUGAAGCAAUCAAGUGGAAGCAACAAGGAUGUGGCAUUAGAAGAGAUGAUUAAUGCAACAGCUUCAGAUGUGCAAGAACAGGCUAGAGCAAGAGCGCUAGAUAAACAAGAGCAGCUUUGUAAAGUCAGCGAAGCUUUGGCUGUUCUAGCUUCUGCAUCUUCUGUGAGUAGGGAGCGUGAAGAGUUUCUGAGACUCGUCAACAAGGAGAUAAAUUUGUAUCAUAGAAUGAUGGACAAAGAAGGCACUGACACCGUGAAGGCAUAUAAAGCUGCCCAUGAGGAAACCGAUAAUUCCACUGAUGAACAUGUAGCUGAUGGAGUCUCUUCAGCACUCAUAAAUAGGGUUGAUGCUAUGCUCCAAAAACUUGAGAAAGAAAUUGAUGAUGUGGAUGCAAAGAUUGGUGAUCGUUGGCGAGUGCUUGACAGGGAUUAUGAUGGAAAAGUUACUCCUGAAGAAGUUGCAUCUGCAGCCAUUUACUUGAAGGAUACUUUAGGCAAGGAAGGGGUUCUAGAGCUUAUCAGCAACCUUUCCAAAGAUAAGGAGGGGAAAAUUCUCGUGGAAGACAUAGUGAAGCUGGGGAGCCGAGCAGAAGAAGACGCUGAAUGAUUUUAAGCAAACUUUAGAUGAUGGCAUUGUUCCGUUAUUACUUGGAACCCGCAAAUCAUCAUCUUUGAAUUUUUGCAUAUUGUAGAGGGUCCAGAUUCGACUAUUAUACGCUAUUCGUUAUACUUUCUAGGCAUUGAAGCGUUACAUUGGCAAUUUUUGUGCGGUCUAACGCCAAAUCGAGUGACCAAAUUUUGUUCUAGUGCUGUAAAAAUUAGUGGAUUCCAAACAUAUAUGUACGCAGGAAGCGGAUUGACAACUAGCAAAUGGGUUGAACCCGUCAAAAGUGAAAUAAAGCGUUGGUUUA
Messenger RNA from Helianthus annuus (common sunflower), 2843 nucleotides. Its product is annotated as mitochondrial proton/calcium exchanger protein. Gene Ontology annotation, molecular function: ribosome binding; calcium ion binding. Gene Ontology annotation, biological process: intracellular monoatomic cation homeostasis. The record is from RefSeq and is a predicted model, not a curated record. Lineage: Eukaryota; Viridiplantae; Streptophyta; Magnoliopsida; Asterales; Asteraceae. Gene Ontology annotation, cellular component: mitochondrial inner membrane. The coding region runs from base 305 to 2539 and encodes 744 amino acids. The transcript is spliced from 16 exons.